AUGGAAAAAAAUACGGAGCCUAAUGUCGAAGAAAGUCGACAUAGUCCACGAAAGGCAACGGUGUCAAAAUUGGGGUCUGAUACUACUCCAGGCUUGUCGCUGGCACCGGUAGCGGUGGAGCGGCCGGCGCAGCCCGCGCUCGAUCGUUCGGCGCCCUCUAGCCCCGAGUUGACAGCGACGUCGGUGGCGGCGACCUCAGCGGUUAGUUACGCGGCAGUGGCCAGUAAGGCAGCGAAACCGACAGCCAGCGAUACCAAUACCAAUACAUGGACUGUAGUUAAAGGGAAAAAGAAGAUCAGACCAUGA
Parnassius apollo (apollo) is the source of this 306-nucleotide messenger RNA. The record is from the annotation of a GenBank genome assembly. Lineage: Eukaryota; Metazoa; Arthropoda; Insecta; Lepidoptera; Papilionidae.